AUGGGUCUGCUACGAGAGAAAAAGCCACACUCGUUCAAGGUCGUCAUCGCUGGGGGCAGCGUGGCUGGCCUUGCGAUGGCGAACAUCCUCGAAGCAUACAACAUCGACUAUGUCCUCCUAGAGGCCUACCCGCACAUUGCCCCGCAAGUUGGAGCGAGCAUUGGCUUGCUACCUCAUGGCAAUAGGAUCCUCGAUCAGCUCGGCUUGUUCAAGCCUAUUCUCGAUACGGCCCCGCCUAUCGACAGCUUCACCUUCCGCACGAGGAAGGGAGAUGUCGUUGCAACCCACAAAGGCAUCUGCAACACUUUUGUGGAGAGACACGGCUAUCCCAUCAUCUUCCUGGAUAGGCAAAUGGUGUUGCAGAAGCUCUUUGACAAUCUCCCCGACAAAUCCAAGGUCCUCACGGAGCAUCGGGUAAAGCACGUCGAGACCAACGCGGAUGGCGUCAAAGUUACUUGCACGAAUGGCCAGACCCUCGCUGGAGAUAUCCUGGUGGGUGCAGAUGGCAUACACGGCGCCGUUCGUUCGGAGAUGUGGCGUCUCGCGCAGGAGGCAAACUCGGACGUCUUCCCGACCGACGAGGGCAAGCGCGUUCCUUGCGAUUAUGGCUGCAUCUUUGGCAUCUCCGGGCCUUGCAAAGGUAUCGGACCUGGCAUGCUCAACUCCGUCUUCCGCGAGAAAGACUCCUUCCUGGUGAACGGCGGCCCGGAGCAUCGCGUCUAUUGGUUCUACUUCUUCAAGUUGCCAGAGAAGCUUUAUGGCGCGGAUAUCCCACGUUUCUCCAAAGAGGACGAGGCGAAGCUGCUUGAGAAGCUCCGAGGGGAAAACAUCCUUCCCACACUCAAGUUCGGUGAACUUGUCGACAAGACCAUCACGUCCAACAUGACGGCGUUGCCUGAGUACAUUUACAGCAGGUGGUACUACGAACGCAUUCUCACCAUCGGUGACGCGUCACACAAGGUCCAUCCAAUCGGCGGCCAUGGUGGGAACGCAGCGAUUGAGAGCGCUGCCACACUGGCGAACAUCCUGCUCAAGAGGCUCGACAAGUCCGAGUCAGGCAAGCUGGCGACAGCGGAUGUUGAGGACAUCUUUCGCCAGGUCCAAAAUAUCCGCCGCGACCGGAUGCAGCAUUUGUGCGAGUUCUCGCACGAUCAACAGCGCACGGAGUCCCUCGACAAUUCGUUCCAUAAACUCAAGGCCCUGACUUUGCUCCCAUUGGCAGACGCGGAAGACGCGACGUACAACUUCUCGUGCAACAUCCCGCUGGCCGAGAAGCUGGAUGCGAUCCAAGUGGCUCGCAAGCCGAAGUUGAUCCCAUUCAAGAACGAACUCAGAUCAGCCCCUACAUCCAGAGGCGCCGUCGGGUGGGUUCUGAUCGCAUUCUACCUCAGCUGUGGCGCCUUCGUGCACUACGGCAUGUGGGUUUGGUCCAGCCAUUACGGGCUGCGGAGUCAGUUUGCCGACAUCCUCACCACCGGCAUUUUCCCGCAAGACCCGACCUUUCGCUUGAAGCGCACCUAUACCGGCAUUGGAUGGAUUGACAACUACCUCACCUUCCUCUCCGCUGCGUACAUGACCGGCCUCAACGACUGGGACAAGAACUUUGGCAUGCUGCAAAUGUAUUUCCUCGGCAUGCUUAUCCAGCCGAUUGCGGUUUGGACGAUCGAGGCCUGUCGUAAGCGGCAUGCGAUGACGCCCAUGGCCAUGAUCAUCGUGUGGUUCACCUUUGUCCAAUGGGCCGGCGUUGGCAUCUAUAUGCCGAUCUACUAUGCAGUCUUCACCUUGCUCUCGGACAAGGAGCCAUAUUGGUGGCCGUUGAACCGCGAGGUCCCCAUUGCGUCCGCACACGCCCUCUUGCCCGCAAACAUCAUUGGCUACGUUAUCCCCACAAUCCUGAUGUUUGUGCCUUGGAAGAAUGCAGAGGCCACGCAGAUAUUCGAGGCCUUGUGGCAGCCGGCUCCCAUGUUUGUGCCCUUGCUCACGGUCUUGUUCGCCCUCGCUUGGAGCCGCAGAAACCCAGAUCAGAUGGCUGCCGGCCCGAAGCAGGCAACGAAGCCAUACGCGGACGUGCCGCUUCUGAAGCGAAUCUACCUCAUCACCGGCGCCAUGGGCUUCGUACUGCACUUGUAUGUGGUCUGCAAGCUUCUGGCCUCCAGCGAUCCCACAUUCAACCUGCGCACCGUCUUCAUCCCGGACUUCACGCCACAACCCAAAGCGCUAGGAGAAGGCCUCCGUGCAUUGUUCAUGGCGGAUUUCUGGGGCUUCUACAUCGCAUCCUAUGUUUGGUGUUGCGCUGCCGUUUGGGACUUGAAGCGCGUCGGUCGCACAACGGUGAAUGUAGGCAAGAGCAGUGCAGCCGUUUUGCUGGCCAACAUCGUGCUGGGGCCCGGUUGUGCCAUGUCGGCGGUUUGGUAUUGGCGCGAAGAUGCAAUGGCCAAGACCACGUUUGAUGAUAUUGAAGUACAGAGCUGA
This is a messenger RNA of Neohortaea acidophila, 2472 nucleotides long. Its product is annotated as FAD-binding domain-containing protein. Gene Ontology annotation, molecular function: FAD binding. Bases 1 to 2472 code for a protein of 823 amino acids. The transcript has 5 exons. Lineage: Eukaryota; Fungi; Ascomycota; Dothideomycetes; Mycosphaerellales; Teratosphaeriaceae. The record is from RefSeq and is a predicted model, not a curated record.